Messenger RNA from Sorghum bicolor (sorghum), 1914 nucleotides. RefSeq lists its product as uncharacterized. The transcript has 2 exons. Bases 683 to 1384 code for a protein of 233 amino acids. The record is from RefSeq and is a predicted model, not a curated record. NCBI's taxonomy places the organism in Eukaryota, Viridiplantae, Streptophyta, Magnoliopsida, Poales, Poaceae.
UUGUCCACUCCCCUACAUUUGUAUUUCUUUUCUAACUUAUCUUUUGUCCGAAUUUGGUGUUCUUCCUGUAAGUUCAACUACAAUUGGUAUCAGAAAGCUGAUCAGGGCCGACGGGCUGAUAGUUCGGCCCAGUUAUCUUUAUAAGUUUAAUUAUCUUUGUAUUUGCAAUUUAUAUUAGUCCUAGAUAGGUUAUUUAGCAAAAGAGGUGAAGUAGAAGGGACAUAAAUAUCUGUAGACUAUAUAAUCAAGCAAUGAAUUAUGAAGAAACAAUUCUAGUCUCCCUCAAUCUCUUAAGCUCUUGGCAAAGCAUAAGGCCUAGUUAUCCCAAAAUACCCAUCUCCAUAACAUCUGGUAUCUAGAGUCCAGCGAUCCUCUUCCAUCAGCCGGAUCCUCUAGCACCUCCGAUCCUCCAUCAGCCGGAUCCUCUAGCACCUCCGAUCCUCCAUCAGUCGUUUCAAAAAAAAAAAGACAGAUAUCGAUCCAGAUCGCCGCGUCGCCUACCUCAUCCAUCAUGCCGCGCCGCCACAGCAACGCCACCAGCCGCCGCCGCACCCCCAUCACUACCAUUCGCCGCCGCCGCAAUCAUCGAUCCAGAUCUGCCGCAACCCCCCGUCGCCACCCCACCACACACCGCCGCCACCACGCUUUGCCUUGAUGCACUUCCCUAAAUUUGCGGGGAAAUAUGAUCCUGUGGCCUUCGUCAACCAGUGCGACUCCUACUUCCGCCGAGAGCGCAUCAUGGAGGAAGAAAAGGUAUGGCUGGUUUCCUGUAAUUUGGAAGAUGACGCCCGGGUUUGGUUCCUCCAAGUCCAGCACGAUGAAGGCACCCCGGCAUGGCGUCGCUUCACCGAGCUCCUGCACCUGCGCUUCAAAUCGCCCCCAUGCCCCAACCUGCUCCAUCAGGUAUCCCUUGGUGUUGACAACACCCUACGCAUCCUUGCUGAUGUGUCCACACAGCUGGAUCGCCUCAGGGUGCGUCUCCAGGCGAAGGACAAGGAGGAACAUGAACGUCGAGCGGCUGUACGCCUCCGGGCAGCAGCACGGGGACUCCUGGCACGCCGCCAAGCGCAGGCUUUUCAUGCAACAAAAGCAUCUAAGGAGCAAGCAGCGGUGCGCCUACAAGCAUCAGUCCGGCUCGUCUGUUCUUCCUGUGACGUUCCAGGUCUGGUGUCUUCCAGCAACAACCAUGGCAACGCAGCGACCAGCACCACCGGCGGUUCAACCUGUGCCACGAAUUGCAGUGGCCAUCUCAUCUGUUCAGGCGCCCAACGGACUCGUUGGCUGCUACGUCCUCCUCUUUUCAGCCCACGCGACGCUAGUUGUUGGGUCUUUCCCAUGGGAUCCAGGACGCUCUCGGCACCUUCCUCGACCACUAUCACUGUAGCUCGAGGACGAGCUGGUCCUCAAGGGAGGAGGAGAUGUCAUGGGCAGCCAACAGGCAGCCAGGGCCGACAGGCUGAUAGUUCGGCCCAGUUAUCUUUAUAAAUUUAAUUAUCUUUGUAUUUGCAAUUUAUAUUAGUCCCAGAUAGAUUAUUUAGCAAAAGAUGUGAAGUAGAAGGGACAUAAAUAUCUGUAGACUCUAUUGAUAUAAUCAAGUAAUGAAUUAUGAAGAAACAAUUCUAGUCUCCCCCAACCUCUCAAGCUCUUGGCAAAGCAUAAGGCCUAGUUAUCCCAAAAUAUCCAUCACCAUUACACAUCAGCCAUAUGAUUACUGAUGCCUUGCUUCUGCCAAUUAUGCAUUUAUGCUGUGCCUAUUUGGUGGUACUAGAUGCCUUAAGUUAUGUAAACCAAAAGGAAGCAUUGCAGCUUGAAACUAUACUCGUUGAACGGUUUUUUAAUCAUCUUGCACUGUGUGUCUCAUGCAGAUAGAACAACAUUUUCCUUAAAUAGAGAAUCUCAUGUUAACACACUUUG